Racocetra fulgida is the source of this 1331-nucleotide messenger RNA. The record is from the annotation of a GenBank genome assembly. NCBI's taxonomy places the organism in Eukaryota, Fungi, Glomeromycota, Glomeromycetes, Diversisporales, Gigasporaceae.
AACUUGUGAAAGAAUAUUUAGAAAAAGCACAAGUUAUAGUUAAAAAGGGAAGACUACAAGACCGAGAUGAACACUUAAUGCAUAUUCAAAUGAGUAAAGAACUCAAUCCUAAAGAAAAAAAAUUUUGCCUUGAAUAUUUAAGAGAACUCAUUGCCGAAGAGAAUUUUUCUCACCGUGUUCAAUUCACGCAAGAUCCUAGAAGCAAAAAAUAUUAUAUUAGGAUUUACAAUUAUGAAAUGAAAAUUGUAAAAAAAAUUAAUAGAUGUGUGCGAUGCAGUUCUAAACAAUCUGAAGACAAAUACUGCUUUUGUGUUGUUUUAUAUCUGUUAAAUAAUUUGAAAUCGUCUGACAACGAAUUUAUUGAUAAACUUAUUCAAAAUUUUUAUAUGAGUCAAGAUUUAAAAAGUUCAACAUUAGAAAAUAUCAUUGAAUGGGUUCCAUACGAAUGCUUGAAGGAUGUUAAAUAUGUUGCAAAGGGUGGGUUCGGAUCGCUGUAUUCUGCAACAUGGAUUAAUGGGUGGGUGGCUGGUUUGAACGAGAAGAGUCGACAAAUUAUAAGAACUGGUCCAAAAACUGUUGCCUUAAAAUUAAUAAAUGGUUUAAAUGAACAAAAUAAUGAUCUUAUCGAAGAGCUCGCAUUGCUUUUGGAUUAUAUGGACAAUGGAGAUAUUAACGCCUUUUUAAAAUGUAAAGAUAAUAAUUUGACUUGGAAAGAUAGAUUUACUAUACUUAAAGAAACAUUUUGGCAACUUAGUCAAAUUCAUAAUAACAAAAUGGUACAUAAAGAUCUUCACCCUGGUAACAUUUUAUCUAAUUCGCAAGGAUGGUUUAUUGGUGACUUGGGAUUUAAUGGUCCUUUAGAUGAAGGUGUAAAAAAUCAGGUUAUUGGAGUGUUGCCAUUCAUCGCACCAGAAAUAUUAUGUAAAUCAGAGUAUACGCAAGCAUCAGAUAUUUAUAGUAUGGGAAUGAUAAUGUGGCAGCUUGUAGCUAGAUGCUAUCCAUUCUGUAAUCGUAAAUAUGAUAUUCAUCUUGCAAAAGAUAUUUGUAAUGGGCUUCGACCAGAAAUUACUUCAGAUAUACCUCGAGAUUAUCAAAAAAUUAUGAAGAGUUGUUGGGAUGCUGAUACAGCAGAAAGACCAACAGCAGAAGCGCUUUUCCAACAUUUUAGUACAGACCUUGAAAAAAUGUCAUGUAGUAAACAUGUAAUUCCAGAAUUAGAAAUCAUGUUCAGCAGGUCUCAUUUUCAUGUGCCUAACGAAACUAUAAGUGUCAUUCAUGAGUUUGUCAAUUUACCUGAACCUAAAAAUGAAACAACUUUGGGUAAGUUUUAA